GCCAAUUAUAAAACAGAAAAAGGUUAAAAACCUUGGCUCUUUUAGAGAGAGAGAGCUAACCAGCUGGUGCGGCUCCAAGAGAUCGAGAUCGAGAUCGGGAUUCACACGCAGAGGGGGGAGAGAGCCAUGGUGAUGGGAUCUCGGCUUCUCCAGUGUUGCUUCUUGUGCUGCCACUCCGACAACUGCUUCUACUUUCCCUGAUAAUUUUCUCGGCUUCCAUAUAAGAGCUACAUUUUCACUCCCAGGACUUUGAAAUCUUUAGGUCAGCAUAUUGGAUUCGGUGGUCGUUUUGUGCCUUAUUCUGGGUUUUCUCGAAAAAAUUAAAUGGGUUCAAGAUACCCGUCUCACCAGCUCAGCAAUGGCCUAUUUGUUUCUGGUCGGCCGGAGCAGCCCAAAGAAAGGACUCCAACAAUGAGCUCAGUAGCCAUGCCCUACACGGGUGGUGAUAUCAAGAAAUCAGGGGAAUUGGGGAAGAUGUUUGAUAUGUCAGCAGAUGGGACUAAAUCAAGGAAGUCUGGCCCCAUACCUGGUGCUCCCUCAAGGAGUGGCUCAUUUGUAGGGGUUACACAGUCUGGUUUGAAUGUGCCUAAUGCCACUGGUCGUCUGUCUGGCUCGUUAGGUUCUGCUGGGCCAGCUUCAAUGAAGAAAACAAACUCUGGACCUUUAUCCAAACAUGGGGAGCCUUUAAAGAAAUCAUCCGGCCCACAAUCUGGUGGUGUAACACGGCAAAAUUCUGGCCCUAUACCUGUGCUUCCAGCCACAGGUCUCAUAACAUCUGGGCCCGUUACAUCUGGUCCUCUGAAUUCCUCUGGGGCACCUAGGAAGGUUUCUGGUCCGUUAGAUUUUACUGGCUCGAUGAAGACACAUAUGUCUUCCGUUGUACACAACCAGGCGGUAACGACCCUUGGCCCAGAAGAUGACUUUUCUUGUAUGAAGAGCUUCCCAAAGCCCGUGCUGUGGUUGGUUGUUCUUAUAUUUGUAAUGGGGUUCCUUGCUGGUGGCUUUAUUCUUGGAGCAGUCCACAAUCCAAUCCUCCUCAUUGUUGUGGCUGUCUUGUUCAUGGUGGUUGCCACACUUUUCAUUUGGAAUAUUUGUUUGGGGAGACGUGGUAUCACAGACUUCGUUUCUCGUUAUCCUGAUGUUGAUCUUAGAACUGCCAAAAAUGGUCAAUACGUGAAGGUCACUGGGGUGGUCACCUGUGGUAACGUGCCGCUUGAAUCAUCCUUCCAUAGAGUUCCCAGAUGUGUGUACACGUCUACCUGUCUGUACGAAUACCGUGGAUGGGGUUCAAAGCCAGCUAAUUCUACACAUCGCCGUUUCACCUGGGGACUGAGAUCAGCUGAGAGACAUGUUGUGGAUUUCUACAUCUCUGAUUUCCAAUCGGGUCUGAGAGCAUUGGUCAAAACUGGGAAUGGUGCCAAGGUCACUCCUCUUGUCAAUGAUUCUGUUGUCAUCGACUUUAAGCCUGGAAGCGAACAAACCUCCCCUGACUUUGUUCGGUGGUUGGGCCAGAAGAAUCUGUCUAGUGACGAUCGAACAAUGCGGCUUAAAGAAGGGUAUAUGAAAGAAGGAAGUACAGUGAGUGUAAUGGGGGUUGUGCAGAGAAACGAUAAUGUGCUGAUGAUAGUGCCACCGGCUGAGCCACUGGCAGCGGGUUGGCAAUGGAGGAGGUGCACAUUCCCAGCUAGCCUGGACGGGAUUGUAUUGAGAUGUGAAGACUCAUCUAACGUGGAUGCCGUACCCGUGUAGUAGUUCUUUCUCUUCGUCCAGUUGGCAGGUGAAAUCAUCCAAACACUCUCUUGGGCUCGGUUUCAUGGCAUUUUUCUUUGAAUCCGGGGAAUGUUCCUUGGUGGGUUUUGCUUUGCUCUUACCUCUUGGUGAUGGUGAUGGUGAUGGUAAAGUUAGUGAGUUUAGGAUGAUGGAUGUGGGUUUCUUCUAAAGAUGAGUUCUUGUCUCUCUCUCUCUCUCUCUGUGUUUUUUGGUUUGUGUAUAGCAGAGCUCUUCAAGGCAUUCUUUAUUCUCCGACAGAAACUUGUGUCUUCUUCUCUCUAAAGGGUGUUUUUUUCUUUUGUGAAAACGAAGAAACUCUCUUUGUGUGUUCUUUCCAAACAUAUCUUGUUAUACGGUUUGUUUUGUGCUCAUUUAUUUUAAGUGUU
Tarenaya hassleriana is the source of this 2156-nucleotide messenger RNA. RefSeq lists its product as uncharacterized. The transcript has 5 exons. The coding region runs from base 325 to 1749 and encodes 474 amino acids. The record is from RefSeq and is a predicted model, not a curated record. NCBI's taxonomy places the organism in Eukaryota, Viridiplantae, Streptophyta, Magnoliopsida, Brassicales, Cleomaceae.